Molecule: messenger RNA, 2167 nt
Organism: Lucilia sericata (common green bottle fly)
Lineage: Eukaryota; Metazoa; Arthropoda; Insecta; Diptera; Calliphoridae
Exons: 3
Coding region: 168-2075 (635 amino acids)
Cellular component (GO): nucleoplasm
Source: RefSeq, a predicted model, not a curated record
UUAGAGUCAGCCGCCGUCACAGUUAGCGUUUGUUGGCGUAGGGCUCUGCAGUCAAAAUACAUUUUAAUUUUCUUGUAUUACAGGGAAUUUAUUUAUGUAUAUUAUCACUUGUUUAAAAUAUAUAAGCUUUAAGUGUUAAAAUUACGUAAAAUAUUGAGAAUAAUAGUAUGCCUCCCCCAAGACCACGGGGUAUUGGAUGUAACACUGGAAUUGCACCAGCAAGGCCGAACACAAAUACACCAAUGUCAGAACGACAGCAAAUGGCUCUCCUUAUUCAAAUGACAGCUUCAACUGAUAACUCGCGGUUAACUCAAAAAAGUAAGGAGCACAAGAAAGAUGAAGACUUCGAUGAUUCUAGCGCAAUUGAAAAAGCAGAUAUUAAAGAAAAAAGUGAUGAUAUAUUAAAUGAUGCCAAAAAGGAAAUCAACUUUGAAAAUGUUUCCGGAUCCGAAACAACAAAUAAUUUCACAAAACGACACUUUUCUGAUAUAGAUGAAGAUGAAGGCGAUGAAAUUGAUGAUAAUAAAAAGAAAAAAAGGAAAGAUCUGGAAAUGUCUAAGGACACAAAACAAAGUAAUGUGCGUACUCCAAACAGGGUGGAAAAGAACCUAAAACAGGCGACUAAUUCUAAAAAUUCAAUUUCUACUUCUUCUAACAAAAGUGUGUUUUUAUGCGAUAAAGAUGAAGUUAAAAACAAAUUCCAUGAUACGGAUUUAGAAGAUGAUGAUUCUAAAAGUGAUCCGCUCUGCAAUGGAGGAUUAAAAGUACCCCCAUUAAAAAUUGUCAUUCCCCAACAAAGUUGUACUAUUGAUACCGAUGGAAGUGGUUUACGGACGGGAAAAAUUAAUACUUCAAGAAAUGCUGCAUUGCCAUAUGUUGUAAGUUCUAAUAGUGAUUCAAAUGAGCGAGAUUUAUCCAUUUCAAAUACAAGUCCUAGAGAUAGUCCCAUCAAAGUCAAUUUAUCUUGUGGAGAUGAUAAAAAUUGCAAGCUUUUGAAUGAAGAAAAAAAUUUGCGAGUCUUAAGGAGUGCUCAUAGAAUAGGAUUAACAACUCAUGAUAGGAAUUCGAAUAAUUCUUCACCACAAAUUCCAAGCAAUUCACCCUCUCCAGCUUCAUCUACAAAUAUCGAUUUAGUUGAAGGAAAAAUUGCAUUUUCAAAUUCUAUUAACAGUCCAACACAUCAAAGUACAUCAUUUGAAGCCGAUAAUAUUCUGAACCUUCCAAGUCCAUCGACCUCGUCUACUUCAUCUUCAAAAGAGACAAUGGGUAACAUUGCAGAACUUCAUCCUAGAAAAAGGAAAAUUAGAGCAAAGAACGAUGAGGUAAAAUCAUCCAACACUGGAAAUAACGUAAAUAAUGAUCCAAUUUUAUGUACUGAUUCUCAUCCUCACGAUAUACCUUUCACAAAUUGUUUUCAAAUGUACAUGGCAAUAAGAAAGCAAAUAGAAAGAAAAUGGAAAAACAUUUUUUCUGUUAAGCCAAGACCUCCACAAGGAUUUAAUGAAUAUCUUAUUAACAAACAAAAAUAUCUUUUAUAUCAACGACAAAAUAAAAAUAUCACAGAAAUACCAAACUCAAUCUCAUUUCAAAUGAGAGAUAUAUUUUUGAUUCAGCAAAAAGAGAGAUUUGAUCUAUAUCAACGUCAUACUGUAGAAAAGGAAAAACUUUGUCUUAAUGUGGAACAAGAAAUUAUAAGAAUUCAUUCAAAAGCAGCUAGAAGUAUGUCCUAUCAGUCGUUACCUUUUUCAGUAUGUACAUACAUUAAAGACGAAGAAGUUUAUAAUAUGCUUACACCCGAACUAGAUGAUAAAGAGAAAAAUGCCAGAUGCAGAUUUAAUGGAAGAUUGUUACUAAGUUGGCUUCAAGAUGUUGACGAUAAAUGGGAAAAAAUUAAGGAAUCAAUGGUACUUCGACAUCACAAUGAAGCUGAGAGUUUACAUGCUGUACAGUUAAUGGAUUGGGAAACUGCAUUAAAGAAAUAUGAGCUUUGUGAUCUAAAUUCACAAAUAAUUGUAGAAACGGAUCAUGUACCAAUAGUAUAUGUUAGCGACGACUUUGAUUUAUUACCUGCUUAGGAUACCAGAAAGAAUUUAAAUUAAUAUUAUGGCUAACAACUUAAUAAAUUAUAAAAAGGUCCCAUUAUUACCACUGGGCAAUAACUAUGUUA